Molecule: messenger RNA, 612 nt
Organism: Arachis duranensis
Lineage: Eukaryota; Viridiplantae; Streptophyta; Magnoliopsida; Fabales; Fabaceae
Exons: 1
Coding region: 1-612 (203 amino acids)
Source: RefSeq, a predicted model, not a curated record
AUGUCUCAACCCGAAGGAUUCACCUCUCUUGCUCAAUCCCUUCAUGUCUGCAAGCUCCAGAGAUCCCUAUAUGGCUUGAAACAGGCUCCCCGUGUGUGGUUCACAAAAUUGAAGGAAACCCUCAAUCGAUUCGGCUUCACCUACACCAAAUCGAAUAUGUCACUCUUCACCAGGUUCUCGCACUCGUCUGUCAUGUACAUUUUGGCAUAUGUGGACAAUAUUCUAGUCACUGGGACGUCCCAAAUGAAACUCUCCAACCUAAUUGCUCAGCUAAAUGCUGUGUUUGCUCUAAAAAAUGUGGAAAAAAUGAGCUACUUCUUGGGUAUUGAGGCUGUAAAACCGAAUGACAAUGACAUGCUCCUAUGCCAAACCAAAUACAUUAAGGACCUGCUAACCAAAGCAGGGACACGUGAUGCCAAGGCCAUACCAACACCUAUGGUAUCCAGUCUCAAGCUAUCAGCUUAUGGGUUCUGUGUAUUUCUAGGUCCAAACCUAGUCUUAUGGUCAAGUAGAAAGCAAAAUGCAGUCUCAAAAAGCUCCACAGAGGCAGAGUAUCAAGGGUUAGUUGCUGGCUUGACUGAAAUCCUAUGGGAUCCAAAAUUUGAUGAGUGA